AAAUGAUGGCAGAAUGUUAAUUUUUGAGUGAACUAUCCCUUACAUAUUCAGGAUUAUGAAGUCUAUAGUAAAUCAAUUUGUAAGCAAGUAUUAAUUAUGUAUCAUAGAGGGACCAAAAUCGUCAACGUAACCUAAGUGUUCAUUCAGAACACUAAAAGCAUCUUGCACAUUUUUCAAAAGCUGUCGAACUCUUGUCAUUCAAGUCCUCUGGUUAAUGAUGAAAUGCUGUGAAGCAGUGCCCUCUGCUGGUGUCUCUUUGCAACACAAAUAAUUCAUAUAAACAAUUUGCUUCGGAUAAAUGAAUUAUGCAACGUAAAAAAAAGAAUCACAAAAAAUCCUUAUGAGAAAGAAUUGGUUGGCCAAUUAAAUAAAUUUGCAAUUUAAUAAAGAAAUUUAAAUUCUGAGUAAUGAUUAGCUAUUUAAUUGGCCAUGGAUUAUUGAUUCAUGGAAAUCCUGGCUAAAUAAGAAUGGGUUACCCAAAUAUGAAAAUAAAUAAAAACUACAAAGUAACAAGUUACACUUGGCAUUGUCAUAGAAGCUUGUUAUGUUUUUUUUGUCCAUUAGAGGGCCACGAAGAGCCAAAUGUUUAAAUCAGAGAAAAUAUUUGCCAACUAAUACUAGCUAGCUGUCAAUAUGAUAUAUUUAUUUUAGAUUUAAAGACAUCAGUCUUUAAAUCGUUUUUUUAAUGUUUUUUUGUGGAUGUGUUUUAGUCUUUGAUUAGUGUAUUUAUUUUUGUGGGUUUUUUUUUUUUUUUACUUUAAGUAGUUUUAUUUUGCUAUUCUAAAGGCAUUGGUCAUAUCAACAUGGUAGGCUAUUAGUUUUAAUGUUAACUUAUGUAAUGAUAAUGUAAAUUUAAGGCCAGCCUACAACAGCACAGAAACUCUAUCUCCCUCUUUCUAUAGUCUUUUGUUGUGUUCAGGAAGUUGUACACACAUGGUCUGUCCAAUACGUCACAAUUCAAACAGCGUCCCAACUGCACACAGCCCAUGCUGCACAGCUCACUCACAGACACAAAAGAAAACAAACCUGUUUGUCUGCCUCUUAGCUACCCGGAAACUGAUCACAGAGAGAGAGAGAGUGAGAGAGAGAGAGAGAGAGAGAGAGAGAGAGAGAGAGAGAGAGAGAGAGAGAGAGAGAGAGAGAGAAAGAAAGAGAGGUGAAUGUAUGCAGUUGAGUUCCUGUCCUAAACCAACAUGAAUGUAAGUACCUCUUCAAAAUUUUGGUCAUAGAGAUACAUUCAGACAGAGUGAGAUACACCGUAUGAAUGAGAGAGAUAACGACUGGCAGUAUGGGAGGAGUGACGGUGCAGGAGGCCGGUAUAUCUGAGAGCAAAAAAAAAUAUCUGAAGAAUUCAUGUUUUCAUUUCGUUUAGCUUCUUUGCAACAUCUUUGUUACGGAGACCUGACAAAAGGACACAUGAACUUUGGAGCAUUUUUUUUUUAUGGAGCAAAGGCACAUUCUUUAAAGAUGUAUAGGCACCAACCUGUAAACUUUUUGUAAGGUGUUGAAGGUGUGUUGUUUGAAUUAUUGAGCUCUUCUUGUUGUGCUUGUGAAAAAUGUACCUUGUGAAAGGCAUCUACCCUCACAGUGGCAAUGGUGACAAACAUCUCUCAUCACUUCUUCGCACUUGACCGGACCUGUGGACCUUGAUAUGGACAAUUCAAGAUUUUUAAACUGGAUUAUUGAACAAAGUUUUGCUGUGAUGAUAGCUGAUUUAGAAAUCAUAACAAUUACAGCCGCUUUUAAACUGCUGUUUCAUCAUUUUAUCAUAAUCAAUGAUAACAGGACAAAGAGUUACCAGGGAAGUGGUUUUCAGAUAAUUCUCUUUACCUAAAAAUAGAUAUCUUUUCUGAGAAUAAUGGUGUAACCGUUCGAUAAGUCAUAGCAUCAGAGGUUUUCAUCUUUUCAUGCUAGCUCUGCUAAAAACAAUGCUCUCCAUAGACUCAACUAAUCAUCAAUUGUUGUAUCAUGCAUACAAAAGGACAACUGAAUCAAAUACACUUUAAUUGUGUGAAGGAAGUGGACUCAACACUAUCUCAGACAACUGUUGAUUCAGACACAUGUCUGAACAUUAACAGAGGCUGACUAACACUCCACGUGUGGCUCAUUGGAUACAUCUCAUCUAUGAUGGCAACAGCUAGGCGUUCGGGACCAGCAGGCCGAAGUCAAAUUCUUGACGCUCCUCAAUCCAUGUCUCAGUCCCCCACAAGUGCAGACCGCAAACUUCUUGAUAAAGUUUUCAAGAGACUGGAGAAGCUGCAUAAACUGAGCACCGACCCCAGGCUGGGUCUAAAAAACAGUCCGCCAUUCCUCCCCGAGCUGGUGUCAGAGACCGCCACCCUCCUGACAGAAGUAUGGGCUCCUUACAGGGGGUCAAUGAUGGCCGUGCCACGAGGGGACGAGGGUGAAUAUCUGAGGAUCCAUAUUCGCCACAUGCUGGACAAGACAGACAGAGCUGUACUGCUGUUUAAAGAUGGCAAGGAGAAAAUGUUUGAAGAAACAUCAAGCUACAGGAGAAAUCUUACUAAAUUGUCACUUCUGUUCAGCCACAUGUUAAAUGAACUACGAAAUAUGUUUCCUGGAGGACGAUUUCAGGGUGAUACUUAUAGGGUUACAAAAACAGAGGCCAAAGAUUUCUGGAAGAAGGCUUUUGGACACAAAUGUAUAGUGCAGUGGAACAUUUUUAAACAGCAGCUGAGGAGGGUUCACUACUUCGAAGAGGGAAUGGAGUCCAUGGCUUUGAAGUCCACAGUUGAUCUCACUUGUAACGAUCACAUAUCCAUCUUUGAGUUUGAUAUUUUCACCAGGCUUUUUCAGCCCUGGUCAACUCUGUUAAGGAACUGGAAUCAUUUAGCAGUAACUCAUCCUGGAUACAUGGCGUUUCUCACCUACGACCAAGUCAGAAUCCGACUGGAGCACUACAGACAUCGUCCUGGCAGCUACAUCUUUCGUCUCAGUUGCACACAAAUGGGUCAGUGGGCGAUUGGGCAUGUGACCAGUGAUGGCACCAUUGUGCAAACCAUUCCCCAAAAUACACCUCUCUACCAAGCACUCAUACAAGGUUUCAGGGAGGGCUGCUACUUAUACCCUGAUGGGCGUGACGUGAACCCUGAUCUCACCAGCCUGUGCAGUCCGGCUCACAAGGGUCGAGUCAAAGUCACAGAGGAGCAGUAUGAAUUAUACUGUGAGAUUGGCAGCACAUUUCAGCUCUGCAAAAUCUGCACAGAACGAGACAAGGACACUCGCAUUCAACCAUGCGGGCAUCUGCUGUGUCAGCCCUGCUUGACUGGGUGGCAGAAAUCAGAUGGACACACGUGCCCCUACUGCCGCUGUGAUAUCAGAGGCACGGAGUCCAUCCUCAUUGAGCCCUACCUGCCAGUGAGAGACAGGAGGCCAGAGGAGAAUGAGGAAGACGAUGAAGAUGAGGAGGAGGAUCAUGAGGAUGUGGAGCUGGUAAUGAAAAAACUGGCUUGUAUGAAAAAGAUUUCACAGGAUGAGUAUCAAGUUCCCCGUACCAGUCAUUUACCUCCUCCCCUUCCUCCCAAAAGAAAUUCCCUUUCCCCGUGUCCCUCUCCCAAACCACCCUCCAGAUCCUUUGGCUCAGGCACACGGGUCAGCCAUUCUAGUUUGAAAGUCAAACACAGUUCCUGGUCAGAAAACAUGUUAAGACAAACUUCCCCAGAUAG
Messenger RNA from Pimephales promelas (fathead minnow), 3686 nucleotides. Lineage: Eukaryota; Metazoa; Chordata; Actinopteri; Cypriniformes; Leuciscidae. The record is from RefSeq and is a predicted model, not a curated record.